Molecule: messenger RNA, 696 nt
Organism: Sclerotinia trifoliorum
Lineage: Eukaryota; Fungi; Ascomycota; Leotiomycetes; Helotiales; Sclerotiniaceae
Source: the annotation of a GenBank genome assembly
AUUUAAAAAUUUGUUCACGGAGUCACAACCGAGGUUACUAAAUCUCUCCGAAGUCCCUCGAGAACUACGGGUAUCACAAUUCUUCAAAGCCCACCGAAAAAGAAAAUAAAGCACCCAAAAUGCCUGAUAAGCCAGAAGAUAAACCCCAAGUUGCACCCGUCGUUGAGGAGGAUGAUGAGCCUGAUGAAUGGUAAAAGUGUUGAUCCCCACAACUCGGGUCUAAUCACUGAUUCAAUUUUGCAGGGAGAAACGAAUCUUUAGCACUGGAUGCGCGGGUAUGUUGAGACUUUCAAGCAACAACGGAAAAUAGAGACACGAAUGCUAAAUCGCUGCAGAGGAGAAUGCAAAGAUGACCGAUUGCUAUUACGAAAAGAAAGAUUGGAGACUGUGCAAAGCAGAGGUAUGAAAAAGCUCCUCUUAGCGUUGUAUCACGUGUUGAGUUGAUGGAGAUGGCAAGAACAUGCAUGACUGACUUUUCCCAUGAACAUGAAGCUUCAGACUUUUAAAAAUUGUUGGAGGAAACAUUCAAAUGAUCAGAGGACGUCAACGAAGGAUGCUUGAUAUGGGUUGAAGUACGGACAGGAGUAGAUUUUAUGAGUAUGGUAUGGAUCAUGUACGGAGUGUGAAGAACCACGGUUCACGAUGGCCAAAUAUAAUAUUAUUAUAGAAAUCAAAAGGCUUCUCAAGAAUAAGGAA